AGUGUCGUUUAAAAAAAGAAGAAGACUUAAAUAAAAACCCAUCCAACACGUGCAGCGGACAAAAAAUUAUAUGAAUUUAUCAAAUAAAAUGAAAGUUAAAAAGGAUAAAAAAGCUGAAAAGCGUCCACAGAAUGGCGAUGAGACACAGGAAGAAACAGCGUCAGCCCUCAAAGCAAAAAAGAAACAAAAACUAAGCAAAGAAAUUGCCAACAAUGAGGAUGGCGAGUUGGAGGCGCCACCAGCAAAAACUAAAGCAGCAAUCAAAACAUUGGAUACAAAUAUUUUCAAAUAUUUUAAGGAUUUAACUAGCGAUGAGGAGAAACUCCGUCUGGAGGCAGCCGUACAGCUGCUGCAACAAUUAAAUCGUAACAAAGAUGAUGAUAAGAAACAAAAAGAACUACAAUACAGUUUAAAACGUUUGAUACGUGGUUGUGGUUCCUCCACCAAUGCUUCACGUUCGGGUUUCUAUGUAGGUCUGGUUGGUGUCUUGAAAUCAUUUUCCGCCGAUGAGGUACCACUGCAACUAGUUUUGGAUAUUAUGAACAAAGAACUGCAUGUGGGAUCUGCUGUGGUGAAUAAGGAAGAUGCUGAUGCUGUGGUUGGAAAAAUUCUAGUUAUUGGUGCUCUUCUGCAUUCCGGCCGUUUGGCAGAUGUUAAUCCAGAACAUUUGGAACAAAUUACCAAUACCCUGUUGCAGUCAACUCGCCACAAAACCUAUCAUGCCUCGUUGGGUUAUUCGUUUUUGUGUGAAAUUAUCGAAACGUUAUCACAAGAGCAAUUUGAAUCCGCCGUAUGGCCUCUGGUACAAAAGGAACUGUGCAGGCCAUGGACGAAACAAAAUCUCCAAACCAUACACUGUAUUAUAGUAUUGCAAAAGAAAUUCCCCACCGUGUUGAAUGCCAAAUUUCUUAAAGCCCAUUUCGGAGGUGCCGAACUGCUAAAUUCCGAAUCCUUCCAAUAUUUACAUAAAAUAUUUUGGGUUCACAGCAAUACGGACAUUCUAACUCACCCGGCAUUUGAAUAUUUUGGAGCAUAUAUAGCAACAUCGAAAAAUUUAACAACAUUUUGGCGUGAAACUGUUGAUGCUGGUUUGGAAAAUCCCACCAAAUUGGUGGAAAUUGAAACACUGAAAAUUCUCACUGACAUCAUGGAUAAUUUGGAUGUGACAAAGACCAAGGUGCACGAUUUGUUGGGUAAAAAUUUCAUGCAAAUGCUCAUUGAGGGCUUGAAGAAUUUGAAACAGAAAAAGGAUGAAACGUUGAAGGCAUUCUAUGGUGAUUUCUUGGAAUCGUUGGUGAAAUGUUGUGGCAAAAUCACUCAGGACGGCGAUAAAGUAGCAAUAAUACAACGUUUAAUUCUGCCACCUGGUACAUUUAAUAUUGAGAAAUUCACCGGCAAUCGCAUUGUCCACCAGCUGAUUAAUACGCUGGGCGAGGAGGGUGUCAAGGAGAUUUUCAAAUUAUACAAAAGUAUAUUCUUGGGAACGUUGGCCAAAAAUCCCGAAAAUUCUUCCGAAACUUGGCUUAAUUUUGAAAGAUUGAAUGCUGGCUAUAUGUUGCAAUAUUUGUUGCAACACAAAUCCGUACACAAUGCCUAUGCAUGGAGGGAAGAACAAUUGAAAUUUCUGUUCACUUGUGGUGUGUUCUAUGUCACAGAUUUGGCAGAGAUUUGUAAAAAAGAAACGGCCGGCUCGUUUAGUAAAGACUUUGCGGAUCAAUGUAAAAACAUGUUCUUUACCUGUUUGCAGACUAAACUCCAUGACAUCGAUGAGGAGCAGAAAUUGUUGUACAAUUUGGCCCAAUACUGCCAAGAGAAGUUGGCCCAAAAGCAGGCAAAUAAAUGUAUACGCAUAACCAAAUUCGAUGAGGCUUUGCAAAAAGCAUGGCGUUCAAUGUAUGAAGCUGUGUCAGAAGGUCAAAAUAACAAGAAGAAAGCUUCCAAGGACAACAAGCUACAGAGUGUAUUCAAUAUUCUGUUGUUGAACAUGGGUCUCCAGUUGUUCCGUGAGCCAGAGAUGGCAGCCCCUGCCGUAGAAGAUUUAUUGAAAUGUAUGGCCAAAACAAAGGAGGCUGGUAAAAAUAAAAAGAAAUCCAAAAAGUCAUUGGAGGGAGGUGAAGGCGGUGAAGAACCCGAAUGGAUUGAGGUGGUGGUGGACUUGUUCCUGCAUUUGUUGUCCCAAAAUAAUGGAGCCCUUCGCAAUAUUGUCAAUGCCUUGUUUCCCCAUUUGUGUGAUAAUUUGACAUUGACAGCAGUGCAUCAGAUAUUGGGUGUUUUGGAUAUGAAGGAUGGCCAAAAUCCAUUGACUGGCAAAGAUGAGGAGGAAGAAGAUGAUGACGAGGACGACGACGAUGAUGAUAGUGAAAAUGAAGAAGAGCAGAAACCUAAGGCAAAUGGUAAAAAUAAACAAAAAAGUGAGGAAGACGAUGAGGAUAGCGAUGACGAUGGGGAAGAGGACGAAGAUGAUGAAGAAGACGACGAUGAGGAUGAUGACGAGGAGGAGGAGGAAGAUGAUGAAGAAGGCAUUACAGAAAUCGACAAACUACGCAAUGCAGUCUCCCAAGCCUUGAUUGCCAGUGGCACCCAAGUCGAUGACGACAUGGAAUCGGUAGAUUUAAAUGAUAUGACCGAAGAGGAAGGCCGCAAGUUGGAUGAGGCCCUGGCAAAUGCUUUUAAGGCCAUGAAGAAGACCGGUUCUUCUCAAACGAAAAAAUCAAAAAGUUAUCGUGUCAAAACCACCACGGUUAUGCAUUUCCGUAUACGUGUUCUGGAUCUUUUGGAAAUCUAUUUGCAACACAAACCAUCUCUGUUGAUUUCCAUUGAAAUUAUGUUGGCCCUUUACAAUAUGUUGGAAUAUUGUGUGGGCGAUGAGCUGAAGCCCCUACAAAGUAAAGUCGAGAAGACUCUUCUCAAAUUAACUGCUCUAAAGAACUACACCAACACCGAUAAGGAUCUCAAAGAAGAGAAUUUUGUUGAUUUCCUACGAUUGGUUAUUGACAAGAAGGCACCCGCCCCAGUCUUUGAGAUUGUAAAUAAGAUGCGCAACAAGUGUUGUUGCUUCCUCAUUGGAAAUGCCUACAAAAUCAAUGCCAAUGGACAAACGCAUAAAAUUCUUGCCCUCUGCCGGGAGUAUGUCCAAGAAUUUGUCAAGUCACGUAAUCCCACAAUAAAUAUAACUCUGCUUUCGGAUAUUUUCAAAUUGCGAUGGUGUCACAACUACGAUCUGGCUGAAGAUCUUACCCAGCAGGGCAUAAAUCUAGAGGCACGUACUUUCCGUCGCAUACAAGUCUAUGAAAUACUCUCCAUACUGUACAAAAACAAUGAGCUACAAAAACAAAAUGAAGAUGAGACCAAAAAACGUUUUAAGAAAAUUGAAAAGACGCUCAAGGCACAUAUCCAGGCGCUGACACAAAAUAAAUCCCUUAAACAAUCACCCAAAGAAUUCCAAACAUUGUUGGAAUUAAUAAUAAAUGUGCAAAAGGCUCAUCAACGUUUGGGCACAAGCUCCCUUCUGACCACAGACGAAACUCUCAGCAGUUUACAAAAUCUAAGGAAAUUAAUACGUCUGGAGUCCACGCAUGUUUAUCAGCGUUUCUGUGGGGCCUUUAAGCUUAAUGUUAUACGUAAUACUGAAGUGCAACAAAAAGAAAAUGGAGAAGGGGAAAAAGAAAGUUCUUCCGAAUCAGAAGGUAGUGCAUCAUCGGCGGACGAUGACGAUGAGGAGGAGGAAGAAGAGCAAAAUAAUACUGCCAAUGGCAAACAUACCAACGAAUCCAAGAAAUCCGCAGCCACAGCCCAAAAGCGUAAACAACAAACUGCCAAUGAUUCGAGAAAAUUAAAAAAACAAAAGAAACUUCAACGACUGGAGGCGGCAUCAAAGGGUCUUAACGGUGGAAUAGGAUUUUCCCAACAAAAUGGAAAUGAUUCAGAUUCAUCGUAAUUUUUACAAUCCCUUUUUUUCCCCCCCCCCAAAAUUUACUAGUUUGUUUUUAAUUUCUAUAAUAUUUGUAUGUAAUUUAAAAAAAUAAGUUGUUUCCAUAUUUCAUUAAAUAAUCGUAUGGAUCUGCUGCAAGAAUAUUCUGUAAACUAUAUUAUUUUUAUAUAGGAACAAUAGAUAUUUUUUAUUAAAAUAAAUAUGUAUGUAAAGACAAUAA
This is a messenger RNA of Musca domestica (house fly), 4151 nucleotides long. RefSeq names its product myb-binding protein 1A. Bases 71 to 3937 code for a protein of 1288 amino acids. The transcript has 3 exons. Gene Ontology annotation, cellular component: nucleolus. NCBI's taxonomy places the organism in Eukaryota, Metazoa, Arthropoda, Insecta, Diptera, Muscidae. Gene Ontology annotation, molecular function: transcription corepressor activity; RNA binding; sequence-specific DNA binding. Gene Ontology annotation, biological process: regulation of DNA-templated transcription. The record is from RefSeq and is a predicted model, not a curated record.